Molecule: messenger RNA, 3375 nt
Organism: Aegilops tauschii subsp. strangulata
Lineage: Eukaryota; Viridiplantae; Streptophyta; Magnoliopsida; Poales; Poaceae
Product: putative pentatricopeptide repeat-containing protein At3g11460, mitochondrial
Biological process (GO): RNA modification
Molecular function (GO): RNA binding; protein binding
Source: RefSeq, a predicted model, not a curated record
UCGUGUAGCCCAUGCAAGUCGGCCCCAGUUCCAGCGAUGGGCUACAUGCCUGAACAUCUUCCACCUCCGCGGCCAACCAAGGCCAAGGCGACCGAGCAGUCCACCUCCGCCGCCGUCGCCGGCGAAUUUGACCCCACCGAGCCAUGGUACGCGCGGGUGUGCACCCUGACGCGCCUCCGACGGCACCGGGAGGCCCUUGCGGUCCUACAACAUGCCGACCCUUCGCCGCCGCCGCACGCCAUGGCGCUGCCAUCCGCUGUCAUCUGCUGCGCCGCGCUCUCCCUCCCCUUCGGCGUCGCGCAGAUACACGCGCUCGCUGCCAAGCGCGGCCUCCUCCCAGCCUCCGACGCGUACCUCCUCUCCGCUCUGCUUUCUUCGUACUGCCGCCUCGGCCUCCUCCCCUGCGCCCGCCAGCUGCUCGACGAAAUGCCCCCUGCGUCCACGCCUCCAGCCACUGUCCUCGCCGCCUUCAACUCUGUCAUCUCCGGAUGCGCACUCCACGCCCUCGCGCCCGCCUGCUUCGCCCUCUUCCGCCGCAUGCGCGUGCACGUGGCUAGCGUCCGCUUCAAUGCCGUCACGCUCCUGGCGCUACUCCCGGCCACUCCGACGACUGUCGUGCCGCAACUCCACGCCCUUGCGGCUCGAGCGGGACUCUCCUCCGGCACUACCGUGGCCAACUGCCUCAUAUCUGUCUACGGCCGCAGCAGCGCAGCUCUUGCUCGGCAGGUUUUUGAUGAGAUGCCGCUGGCCUCCCGUGAUCUCGUCUCGUGGACCGCCGUGCUGUCAGCCCACGCUCAGAAUGGUCUCGCUGUGGACGCCCUCGAACUCUACCGCCGCAUGCGUGGCCACGGUGUGGAACCAGAUGCUCUGACGCUGGUGGGCGUGCUCUCCUCCUGCGCACACCUUGCCGCCCGUAGUGUUGGCCUGGACGUGGAUCGCUACGUGCGUGAGAGACUACAGGGGUUUCGUGCCAAUGUGCAGCUUUGCAGUGCGCUUAUCAACUUCCAUGCACGCUACGGCAACUUGCCCCAGGCGCAGCAGCUGUUCGACGAAAUGCCCAAGAAGAGCAUUGUGUCGUGGACGGCGCUGAUCACCGGGUAUGGCAUGCAUGGACAUGGUGACAUGGCCAUUAAACUCUUCCAAAGAAUGGUGUCAGAAGGCGUACAGCCAGAUAAUGUCGCAAUGGUCGCCCUCUUGUCGGCGUGUAGCCAUGCCGGGAAGUAUGAAGAGGGGUGCAAGUACUUCUUUGCAAUGGAGAGAACCUACAAGCUGCGGCCUACACUGGAGCACUACGCCUGCAUGGUGGACCUUCUUGGACGGACGGGCCGUCUCGAGGAGGCACGAGAGCUCAUCUCGUCGAUGCCCAUGCCAGCCGAUGGUUCUGUGUGGGGUGCCCUUCUUGGGGCGUGCAAGAUACAUAAAAAUGUGGAGGCAGGGGAGGAGGCUUUCAAGCAUGUUAUUAUGCUCGAACCGAGCAAUGUGGGCUACUACGUGCUCAUGGCUAACAUGUACACUGACAGUGGACAACAGGAUGGUGUCGUGAGGGUGCGUGCGAUGAUGAGGGAGCGUGGACUGAAGAAGGAGCCCGGUGUAGCUACCUCGAACACAAGGGAUUGUCAAGAAGAUGAAUGGCACAGCAGGAAUGGGGGAAAACAGAGUGCUUGACAAGAAGGUAGCUGUAUCGUUGGUUGGCACUCACAGUGAGAAGCUCGCCGUACCAUUCUCUAUGCUGAACACAGUGGAUGUUGAGAUUGUGGUGAUGAAGAACCUGAGGUGUGGGGACGUCCACUCGUUCCUGAAGAUGGUCUCUGCAAUUGCCAACCGGGUGUUUCUCCGCAGGGAUUCGAGCUGCUUUCAUUGCUUCGAGGGUGGAGCAUGCUCCUGCAAAGCUUACUGAUGAAUAAUUGGAUUUGGUCCUCACUGUGAAGGAACGCUUAGCUGGUUGCACCGGAUACCUAGUCUAGCUUUUGCUCCAAAUCUUCUGUACGACAUGAAACACGCUUGAUUGCUGAAAAUUACAACACUAAUAUCUCAUAGUACUGCAGGCUGGACAAACAACAGAAGAGACAGCCAGUACCCUCAUACUGUGAUGCUCAACUAUGUAAAGAUCGGGCUAUGUAUGUUGAGUAGAACCUGAGGUUCAGAUCCGAAGACUCUUGUCCUAAUGCUGGCCAGUGAGUUGACCAAACUGCAAGUUUCCCUACAGGCUGCUCUUGUACUCCCGAGUGGGAUGCUGAAUGCCCCAUUCAUUUGGUUCAAUGGCUGAUAACUAAUUGUGGAGUAUCCUGAUUUCAGAGGUGUCACAAGUGCAGAUUUUAACCAGAGGUGGUCGCAGUGUACACCAGAAACACCCGAGUUCUCCAAUAGAUUGGCACCGUUCAGUUCAGUGGUAUAUCUCAACGGGUUUUUGUUGAAGAAGAUGAUAAACUGCAAUUGCAUACAGAUGUUAUAGAGGUGGCGGAAAGUUUCACUGAAAUAUGGAACCAAAUGUUUUCAUACUCGCAGGUGUGGGCUGAUGAUACCAGCUGACAGUGAAUAUAUGUCGUGCUGCAAACAAGAAGAUAAAAGACAGUCUUUGUCAUUGCGAGUGCAACCGUUAGGUAGGAACAUUUUCUGCCAUGCUAAUGCCCUGAUGAUUGCCAGUAUCAGGAAGACUAGGAAUGGUGUUGCAGUUGCUCGGAGUAUAUCACCAUUGACAGUGUGAUGUCCAUCUCUGUCAACCUAUGUUUUUUCUUCUAGAACUUGUCAACCUGCGUUAUUGCUUGCCAUUGGAACGGGGACGGGCAUGCGACAAAGCCGGCCCUAAGAGCAUCUUCAACUGGACCCGACGGUGACCUGGUCGUCCGGCCGUCAAGCAGCGGUCCCUAACGUCCAAGGACUUGGGCGCGCGUUGUCACCGGUGGAUCUGCUCGCGGCCGACUCCUUGGACGUCAGAGAACUAGCGGUUGAAGACAGUGUAGGAGUCGGACCGCGUUGCGCUGUGAAGAACAGGGUGCGGAGGAAGCCUGUGCCUGUAUCCUCGUGAAGCAACAUACUUGGGCCGCUCGUGCCCUCGCCGGCAUGCCUCUGGAAUCGGACGAGAACAUGUCCGCUACCUCUUUCUACACAUCCAACUUCGGCCAUGAGCAGAUCCACCUCGACUCCAACGCUGCCUUCCAGCGCUAAUUCUGCAACAAAGACGACAAGGGCAAAAGCGGCCGUCGGUGAACUUCCCCUAUCUAGUUUAUUUAUGCCAUCGAACAAUCUAGUCUUAGUUAAAUGUUGUCUUUGUUGUAGUAUGUAGUCCUUGUUGAACUUUUGGUGUCCUAUGUCAUCCGAUGUUUGAACUAUGUCCUAUCUAUGCUAUCUACGUAUAUGUUGAUCGAUGUUCCAUAA